UUCUAGAAAGUAUUUUACGCCCAAACAAACACACCCUUAACUAGUUUCAAGGAGGAGGAACGACACAGGACUGUCGAGCUGACACAGUAUUUCUCUGCCAAAAGUAACCUAAGCUUACAUUUGGCCACCCCUGCCCUGUCCAUCACUCCAUCCCCUUGCUAACGUGAGCCUCCCGUGCGCGUUACUCCACCCAACCGAAUAAACAACCAUGCCAGGGGGAAUCCUUAAACUCUCCACAAUCUCUUCCCUCUACUGCUCCCACAAAUUACCCACCAAUAAUAAUUGGGUCCGCCGCAGCCUUAACACCACCACCACCACCGCCGCCGCCGCAUCUGGGCGGCAGCUCACGCACCCUAUUUCAACCACCACGACCGGGGGGUGGUGGCGGCGGUGCAGGAUAAGCCCGUGCGCACUCUCGGCGCAUGUUAAGAUCCCCCUCCCUUCCUCAAACUCUAGUUCUAAUAAUAGAAACAACAACCUAGUACUAGGACAGCGACACGGAUUUGGUGGUCAGAAAUUUUUGCAUUCUUCGACCCCUUUGGCUUCCUCUUCUCAAGAAAAACGGCAAGGCUUUAGUACUCAAUUUAACGACGAUCCCAGUGGUCUCGCCACUCACAUGGGCCCCACGCCUUACGGUCAUGAUGACGACGGGAAAAAACCACCGCCACCGUCGGCUAAUUCUGCCAAAUUACUCACAUUGCCCACCAUCCUCACCAUCGGCCGCGUCGCCGCCGUCCCUCUUCUCGUUGCCACCUUCUACUCCGAUAAUUGGUGGGGACCGAAUGCAGCAACCGGUAUAUUUAUAGCUGCUGCAGUUACAGAUUGGCUUGAUGGGUAUCUUGCUAGAAAGAUGAAACAAGGUACUGCAUUUGGUGCAUUUUUGGAUCCAGUAGCUGAUAAGCUUAUGGUUGCUGCCACCUUGGUUUUACUGUGUUCAAAACCCCUGGAAGCUGGCAUAUUUGGACAAGCUUCAUGGCUGCUAACCGUACCUGCAAUUGCCAUAAUUGGAAGAGAGAUAACCAUGUCUGCUGUCAGGGAAUGGGCUGCUUCUCAAGAUGGCAAACUCUCAGAGGCUGUAGCUGUAAAUAAUUUGGGGAAGUGGAAAACAGCCACUCAGAUGACAGCGUUAACCAUAUUGCUGGCCACCAGAGAUAGCAGUCUGAUAGGGGCAGGAACACUUGUGGCUUCUGGUGUUGUAUUGCUCUACAUCUCCGCAUGGCUCUCUGUAUGGUCUUUGGUCGUGUAUAUGAGAAAGAUCUGGAAAGUUUUGUUGAUGUAGCUUUCUUCUGCAUCAGCAUUGCUUUGAGCUCUUAAUAUUUUAUCUUUGAGGUAUCUUGUUGACCAAAUCCUUCGUUUGUUUAUACAAGAGAGGUUUUUCCAUAUCACAAGGACAACAGGCGGCUCUGUUUUGGAAUCUUCUGCACUUACUCAUUAAACUACACUUACUGAUUGAUACUGUUAGUGGAUUGAAUAGGUAUUCUUCAUCGUAAGUUGUAACUCUCUAACAAAUUCAGGUUCACAAUGUUACAACAGUUUCGGCGCUGACCAAUUGUUUACAUCUUUCAUGUUUCUGGUCUUGUCAAUCUUUGGUUUGCCUAGAUAGGCCAGUAGCAUUUGCAGAGAUGAAAGGUCUGUAGACGCUUGUCAUAUUUGUGGGUAUAGGAAUGAUUCAACACAGAUCACAGAACAACCUUUUAUCUUUUUUGGAACUCUUGCCAAGGAUGUAGUGCCAUGAUUGCUUAUUUAUAUCUUAGUGAUCUUGCUUAA
Molecule: messenger RNA, 1767 nt
Organism: Coffea eugenioides
Lineage: Eukaryota; Viridiplantae; Streptophyta; Magnoliopsida; Gentianales; Rubiaceae
Product: CDP-diacylglycerol--glycerol-3-phosphate 3-phosphatidyltransferase 2-like
Exons: 7
Coding region: 209-1279 (356 amino acids)
Biological process (GO): glycerophospholipid biosynthetic process
Cellular component (GO): membrane; chloroplast envelope
Molecular function (GO): CDP-diacylglycerol-glycerol-3-phosphate 3-phosphatidyltransferase activity
Source: RefSeq, a predicted model, not a curated record